AUGGAACUCAACAGCAAGCAGCCCUUUCCCCACUUCCGAUUUAUCACCAACGGACGGUUCAUGAAAUUCUUCUUGAACCCCGAGCAAGAAGACAUCAAGAGCAGAUGGAACAAGAUCAACACCCAUUACGCACUCGUCCGUGGAGAUAAUCAAGUGGUCCUGGAAUACGACCCCCAACCCGCCCAGUCGCUCAUUGAUCAUGUCAAUCGCCGGAGAAUAGUCAGACCCAGUCUGCCGCCCGCUGUCGAAUAUUCCGAAGCCUACGGCCACCUCUGGCAUCCCAACGAGCACGGCGAUAACCACCAGGUCACCGAGCUUCCCUAUGAACUCGGCGUCUUCUGGUCCACGCAUAGAACCUGGGACGGCUUUCAUCUCAAUUGGGUCAAGAUCCUCGGCCAGGGCGGCUUUGGGGUCGCAACGCUCUGGGAGGCCAUCUUCGAGGACGGCACCUCGUGCAUGGUGGUCAUCAAGAUGCCCAGGCCUAAGCCGGGUGGGCACACCGAAGACCUUCGACGUGAGGUUUCAUGGCACAGAAAAUACGCUGGCGCCCUGCACACUGUGCAGGUCGUGGACCUCAAUGAGAUAGUUCGUGGGAAGAGGUACUACUAUGCGCAAGGCGGAGCCGGACCACCGAGAAUCAGGGGGCCCAUCUUCAACCCCAGACAUCUCAAUGUCUCGGUUCUCGAGUACGCCCAGCACGGCAAUUUGUUCGACAUGCUUGCCAAGAUCUCUUACUCCACAACACGUCUCUCCAACAAGGUGUUGUGGGAGCUGUGGGAGUGCUUGGUCCGGGGCGUUGCUUCGGUUUCACGCCAACGAGGCAUACUGCAGCAGGAUCUGAUGCCCGGUGUGAAGUACGGUCUCGACGAAGUGCUGGCAUCUAUCGAAGGUGGCGCCCCCGUCACAGCCUGGGAUUUUCUCCACGAUGUGAUUGAUUCGCACGACGUUCACUUUGACCUCGAGGAGCAAAACGUCCUGAUUGCGGCGCAUCCGAGUCACUACGGCAGUCCCCUCCUUAAGGCGCGUCUUCGCUCGUCUGUCCUCGACAACUGGGAGCAAGCAACCAGGGAAUGGGAAGACUUUGACGCUCUCAAUUCCCCGUCAGCAGACCAUUUUCGCGGCCAGAACCUUGACCGUGGAACCCCAGUGGCUGGACGGUACGGGACGUGGUCCAACAUCUUUCUCAUAGCGAGCAUUAUGGAAUCCAUCAUCACAGACCGGUGGAUCUCCUGCCCGUUCACGAAAUACUCGUACGUAACAGCCGAUGGGAUGAAGGCGGCCGAGACGUACGCACACCGCUUGCUGCACUCGGAUUACAGCUGGGUCGAGCCCGAGCUGCUUGAGCAAGUGAUACGCUGUCAGUUCCAUCAGCCCGCGGACCGGCCAAAUAUUACUGAGCUCCUUUUCGUUUGCGUGCGACGCAAGAUGAGGGGAUUCCCCGAGGAGUCGAACGAUGAGACGGCGCGGUUCUGGUACAAUUUCUGGCUGCCGUUGCCCGAGGACAAUGUUGGCAUGGCGCCAGAUAGUGGGCAGGAUAACGGCGACGGCAACGACGCUGGCGAGGCUGCGCAAGGGGAAGACAAGGGCAAAGCACCCCAGGUGGAGCUGCCUGCUGACUUCUUCGACGACCCGGCGGCUCACCAGGACAAGAUGCCCGGUGUCGAAACGAAGGACUGGUCGAAUGUCAAGGAUCUGAUCGCGAACUUGGUCAGUGCCGCCGAGAGGCAAGGCCCCAAAGCAAUGAGGCAUCUUACGGUGAGCGACGCCGGAUUUCAGCCCGACCGCCCCGGCAUCGACGCCGACCGUGAGGUCGGCUCUGACCCAGGCCAGCCAGGGGCUGGCUGGAAACCGCCCCCAUCGAGUGAGGGGCCAUCACCGCAGAUCGGCGAAAGCAGACAUGCGUCGUCAGGUAGCGGCCACGACUCCGGGCCAGCCUGGUCGCAAGAUGGGGCCAGGAGUGCGCCCAAGCCAAAGGGCGAUAGCUGGCCUUACCUCGGCAAGCUCCGGUAUGGUUCGAGUCCCUCGUCCGGAAGCGGCAAUUCCGGCUCGCGGGUUUCCAGACGGUCGCAGAGGCCUCGGCCCGGCUCCGCGCCGGGCCGCUUUCCCAGCGUGGCGAUGCGUAACCUCGCCUCGAGGGCGGACCAGCUGCAGAGUUAUCUCGACCAGGAAAUGGUUACCGGGGACCAGGGGACGACUGCCGAGGAUCAGGAGGUGGCCAGCUCAGACCCGGACAAGGGUGGCGGCACCUCAUUGGGGAUGCACAUGUAA
Purpureocillium lilacinum is the source of this 2268-nucleotide messenger RNA. The record is from RefSeq and is a predicted model, not a curated record. Lineage: Eukaryota; Fungi; Ascomycota; Sordariomycetes; Hypocreales; Ophiocordycipitaceae.